This is a messenger RNA of Drosophila sechellia, 1141 nucleotides long. It is a transcript of the gene Jon44E, whose product is annotated as Jonah 44E. Gene Ontology annotation, biological process: proteolysis. Lineage: Eukaryota; Metazoa; Arthropoda; Insecta; Diptera; Drosophilidae. The record is from RefSeq and is a predicted model, not a curated record. Gene Ontology annotation, molecular function: serine-type endopeptidase activity.
AACUUCACCGAUGUAUUCGAAUUCGUAUUUGUCUGCAUCUGGAAUUUUUGGUCGAGCGAAUUGGUCUACUUAAUGCUUGAGUAGUCCUUGUUUUCCACGUAAACCCAAUGCGACCCUGACCUAUUUAUUUAGCCCAUCUAUUUCUUUCUAUUUCCCCAUUCCAUUGUGAUGGAGUCGACUGAACUGAACUGACUGUUGUUCGAAACUUAUUUGCAUAUUAUGUCCUUCACAGGCAGUUACACAAUCACACGUGCAGACGUCAUGCCCACGUCACUCAUCGUUGUGUCAUCAGUUGGAAAAGCAAGUGCACAGGAAAAAUGAAGGGUUAUUUUGUAAAUAACCAAAUGGCCCUGUCUGGCUGUCGCCUCUGCCGGAGUGGUGCCCUCCGAGUCCGCCAGGGCUGUCCCAGUGAAGGACAUGCCCCGCGCCGGCAAGAUCGAGGGUCGCAUUACCAAUGGAUACCCGGCCUACGAGGGCAAGAUUCCCUACAUUGUGGGACUGAGCUACCACACCUGGGUCCUGACCGCAGCCCACUGCACGAACAGCGCCAACCAUGUGCUCAUCUACUUCGGAGCCAGCUUCCGGCACGAGGCCCAGUACACCCACUGGGUGAGCCGCAGCGACAUGAUCCAGCACCCCGACUGGAACGACUUCCUGAACAACGACAUCGCCCUGAUCCGCAUUCCCCACGUGGACUUCUGGAACUUGGUCAACAAGGUGGAGCUGCCCAGCUACAACGAUCGCUACAACAGCUUUUCCGGCUGGUGGGCAGUGGCCUCUGGAUGGGGUCUGACCGACAACAACAGCGGCAUGUCCAACUACCUGAACAGCGUCGAUGUCCAGAUCAUGGACAACAACGACUGCCGCAACUACUACGGUGGCAACUACGUCAUCGACAACACCAUCUGCAUCAACACCGACGGCGGUAAGUCCUCCUGCAGCGGUGACUCCGGCGGUCCCUUGGUCCUGCACGAUACCAACCGCAUCGUGGGCAUCGUAUCCUUCGGCAGCGGAGAGGGCUGUACCGCCGGCCGCCCCGCCGGAUUCACUCGUGUCACCGGAUACCUGGACUGGAUCCGCGACCACACCGGCAUUGUCUACCAAGAACUGUGAUUUAAUAAAGCCAUCAUAUAAAAAACUA